Molecule: messenger RNA, 531 nt
Organism: Striga hermonthica
Lineage: Eukaryota; Viridiplantae; Streptophyta; Magnoliopsida; Lamiales; Orobanchaceae
Source: the annotation of a GenBank genome assembly
AUGUAUCUGAAAUCAAAGCUAUCGUGGAACGUGGUCCUCCCUGCCGAGAAGCUGGACAUCAAGGGCCUGAUGCUCCAGAAGGCCAUAAUCACGGGCCUGAUGGCCGAGUUUGCUGCGAGAAAGGCCUCCCGGGAGCUCGGGUAUUUCUUGGCGGUGAACACAAUCCAUAGCAUAGGGGAGGGCAAGGUUCGGCAGCAGACGGGUGAUGUCCUUUUCCCGGUGGAGUUCAGCUGCCUGACGUUCAAGCUAUUGGCUGGGGAGGUGUUGGAUGGUGAAGUCCACAAGAUUCUGAAGCAUGGUGUGUUUAUCAGGUGUGGGCCUGCUGAGAAUGUCUUCCUCUCUCACCAGAAGAUGGAUGACUAUCAGUAUGUACCAGGUGAGAACCCUUACUUUAUCAAUGCUAAGUCCUCGAAGAUCGAUAAGGGAGUUGUUGUGCGCUUUCUGGUGAUUGGGGUGAGGUUUGUGGAGGCUGAGAAGGGCUUCCAGGCUGUUGGCAGCCUGCAGGGUGACUACCUCGGCCCUGUCUCUUAG